Messenger RNA from Peronospora matthiolae, 1203 nucleotides. The record is from the annotation of a GenBank genome assembly. Lineage: Eukaryota; Oomycota; Peronosporomycetes; Peronosporales; Peronosporaceae.
AUGUGUGGGCGAUCACGAUGCACAUUGGCGCGUCAGCAGGUGGCAGAAGCAGCGGGUGUCUCUCCGGAGGAGUUUAUCGAUGGAGACAAAUACAAACCGGUGGAGAAUAUGGGGCCAGGACGAUGCGGACCAGUGCUUUUGCAAUGCGGUGGCGAAAAGGUAGACAGUGAGACGAAAGCGAAGACGCGUCUUCAGGCCAUGCGGUGGGGACUUGUUCCGUCAUUCACCAAGGCUAAUGCAAAGCCAGAUCAUUUUCUGAUGUUCAAUGCCAGGUACACCAACGAUAAUAGUGGGUGUGCUAGAACUGGAUUAUUAUGUGAACGAUGUUGUUCCAGGUCCGAGAGUCUCAAGGAAAGACCAGCGUUCAAGAGACUCGUGGAGUCAAAGAGAUGUGUAGUGGUGUGUGAAGGGUAUUACGAGUGGCACCAAGUCGACAAAAGAGAGAAACAGCCGUACUACUUUUACCGCGAGAAAAGUCUGAUGAAGUUUGCAGGGCUAUACGAUCGCUGGAAAAACGAGGAAGGCGAGCUGAUGUACACCUAUACUAUCCUCACCACUGCGAUCGCGUCAGAGAUGAAGUGGUUGCACACCCGAAUGCCGGUCAUUUUGCCGCUGGACGAAGAUGUUGGUCGGUGGCUUUCCGGUGCAAAGUUUGAAGACCUCAAAGGUUUGCUGAAACCGCAUAGCGGAAGCGACUUAAAGUGGCAUCCUGUGGACAAGAGAGUUGGAUCGAUGCAGUUUCAAGGUGAAGAAUGCGCCAAGCAGAUCAACAUUAAGCAUGCAGGCGACAUCAAGUCGUUCUUUGGAGUCAAGACAGAGAAGCAAGAGCCUCGGGUGUCUUCACCAAGGAUACCACCAACGACGUCCGACAAGACGGACGAGGUACUAAGCAGUGAUUCUGUUGCCAGCUCUUCGGUCAAAAAGGAAGAGCAAAGUGUCGACCCCGACGCUAGGCUGGCAAAACGCUGUCAACAGUUUCCCACCAACUUUGUGCCAGCCUCCUCGCUCCUGGGCAAAAGCUUCGCGGAUGAAAAGGAGGCGACUCAACCUGAACAGCUGAACCAAAAGCGCCGUCGCGUGUCAUCUCCAUCACGACCGAAAAAGACGUCCACACUCAAGUCGCCAGCCAAGUUCAAGAUGUCGCCCGGCCCGAAACAAUCGUCGCUCGACUUUUUUUUCAGCAAGGGGUCGGCUCCGAACUGA